AACUAAACCUCAAGCUACAUCUCAAAUCUAACCUUAAAAGCCGCGUGGUCAUGUAAUGUCCAACCUUACAAGAAAUUAAAAUCGUCGCGGAACAUAAAGCAAAUAUACAAUUUCUUGCCACAUAUUUUGAUUGUGUUAUGACACUAUUAUGGCAGUAGAGGCAGGCCAAAUAGAUAAAAAUAUAGAAAUUAAACUUUUAAUUAAUUUUUCCAUAGAUGAAGUUUCUAAUUUGCCAUGCAAUGUAUGCAGCAUAUUAAAUGGCCAAUACAAAGAUAUAAUAGAUAGUGAACUUUCUGCAUAUAUCAAAGCGAUAAGCAAUGGUGAUAACAUAGAAGAAAUUGUGCAUAACAGUAUAUCUGAGACUGAUACGCAUUUGUCAUGGCUAUACGUAGGAAUAGCUUCAUUGUUAUACUUUGCCCAAUGUAAUUGGACAGGUCCGCAUGUUGAUAAGGAUAUUGAAUGGUUAAAAACCAGGAGAGAUGAAGCACUUAAAGGCUUAUCAUUAAAUGAUGAAUGUAAUAUAAAUGUACAAAAGCCUGAACUUCUUUAUCUGUCUAAGAAAAUAUUCUCUAAUAUCGAUUUACAGCUCAAGUAUGAAAGUUGCAUUUGGUGGCUAUUUAGAGCUAAUUUAUUGCAUCAACAUGUAAUAGAUGAAACUUCAGCAAUAAUACUUGAAAAAACCGAGCAUAUAAUAUCGCAAAUUAAUAAUCUUAAUAUAUUAAAAGAUCCUCUUUGUAAGCUAUUAUUUAAUCUAGAAUCUGCUAGAUUUUAUUUAUGCUAUAGAAGAACGCAAAAUUCUGAGGAAUAUCUUGAAAAUGCUCAGAGCAUAGCAGGUUUAACAUUAAAUCUAGAAGGAGCAAUGGGAAAACGUACAAAGUACCAACAAGAAGAAAAAGCACAGUUGUAUUUGAAAGUAGAAAUGAACAAAAAUAUUUUCCCAUCAGUAGAUUGCAAAGAUAUACCAAAAUCUUUGAACUUAAACGACGAGUUGAGAUUGGAACGCAUUGAAUUUUCAGAGUACAAAGAGGAGAUCCAAUUGGGUGCAUUGGAGGAAGCAAUAAUUUUAGCAAAAUAUGUUCAGUUGCAGAUGUGUCAACCUAAGCACAAACUCACUGAUGAGGAAAUCAUGCCCUAUCUGAGAAAAGUUAUAGAGAAUACAAAGAAUUGGUCAUUAAAAAUGACUUCUUUGUGCUGUCGUUGCUCAUUGGAAUCUAAUGAUAAAAGAACUGUCGAGCGGUCUAUGAUGCAAGCAGAGUCUUUACUAAAAGAUUACAAUGAUACAAAAGCAUCUGUAGCUAGAAGAAUGGAUCUAUUAUUCGCAAGCGGUAUGAAACCUAUUUGGGCAUUGGAAGAGAACUGGGCUAACUUAAUGUUCAGUCUUGGCUUGGUGAAGGGUGCUCUAGAAGUUUUUAUAAAACUUGGAUUAUGGGAGAACGUGAUUAUUUGUUAUAAUGUAUUAAAUUUGAAACACAAGGCAGCUGAGAUUAUUCAGCAAGAAAUAUCUAAAAAGCCAACAGUAAUGUUGUGGUGUCUACUAGGAGAUGUAACUGGAGAUGUGAAUCAUUAUGAAACAGCAUGGAGAUUGUCUGAGAAAAAAAGUAGUAGAGUUCAGAGACACUGGGGAUUCUAUUACUUUACAAAGAAAGAUUAUGCUGAAGCUAUACCACAUUUAAAUUUAUCAGUCCAAUUGAAUAACAUCCAAGAGCACGUGUGGUUUAGAUUGGGUUAUGCAGCAUUGCAAAUAGAGGAUUGGAAGUUAGCUGCUACAGCAUAUAGACGUUAUUGUGCUUUAGAACAAUCUACUUUUGAGGCAUGGAACAAUUUAGCAAAAGCAUAUAUUAAAUUGGGAGAUAAACCAAGAGCUUGGAAGUCUUUACAGGAUGCUAUAAAAUGCAAUUAUGAUCGUUGGGAAAUAUGGGAUAAUUUGAUGGUUGUUAGCAUUGAUUUGGGACAGUUUUCAGAAGUUAUUCGAUGUUAUCAUCGUAUCUUGGAUUUGAAGAAUAACCAUUUGGAUAUUCAAGUUCUUCAAAUAUUGACUAAUGCUAUAAUAAACAAUAUUAUUGAUGCAGAUGGAAAUUCGGCGUCUCGUUUGCUUCAAAACAGUUUGGAAUUAUUUGGAAGAAUUACUAGUUCUAAUACAAUUAAUAGUCCAGAUAUUUGGAGAAUGUAUGCUGAACUUGUCAUAUUGAGAAAGACAGACAUUGAUAAGGAAAGAGCAGCGCAAUACUUACAACAAGCGCAUCGUAUCGCCACUUCAAAUCCAAAAUGGUCUUACAGGGAAGAAACAAGUCUAAAUAUGUCGUUUGCGGGGAAAGUUGUUUUGAUAACAGGAGCCAGCUCAGGAAUUGGAGCUGCGACAGCUGUUCACCUGGCUCAGCUUGGUGCAUCGCUGUCGAUAAGUGGACGCAAUAAGGAUAAUUUAAAUAAAGUAGCCGAACAAUGCGGACAGUCUAAGCCAUUUAUUGUAACUGCAGAAUUAACUGACGAAACUGAUGUGAAAAAUAUUAUUGACUCAACAAUUAAGCAUUAUGGCAAACUAGAUGUUUUAAUUAAUAAUGCUGGAGUUUUGGAAAAUGGUAGUAUAGAAUCUACAAGUCUGGAACAAUACGACAGGGUUUUCAAUACAAAUGUUCGUUCAAUAUACCAACUGACAGCACUAGCAGUGCCACAUUUAAUCAAAACAAAGGGCAAUAUUGUUAACGUUUCUAGUGUAGGCGGAUUACGAUCUUUCCCAAAUUGUUUGGCAUAUUGCAUGAGUAAAGCAGCUCUGGAUCAAUUUACACAUUGUAUUGCUUUGGAAUUGGGCCCAAAACAGGUGCGUGUGAAUGCUGUAAACCCUGGUGUUGUAGAAACAAAUCUCCAUCGUCGUAGUGGAAUGAAUGAAAAACAGCUACAAGCCUUUUUUGAGCAUAGCAAAGAGACGCAUAUUCUAGGAAGAACGGGUGACGUUACAGAAGUCGCAAAGACUAUUGCGUUUUUAGCGAGCGACGACGCCAAUUUCAUUACAGGCGCAUCAUUACCUGUGGAUGGAGGUAGACAUGCUAUGUGCCCUCGUUAAAAAUCUUACAUCAUAUUUUGUGUAAACAAUAUAUAGUAUAUUUAACAUACACAAUAUACAUCAUGUAUCAGAUUUACAACAGUAACAUCAAUGGAGAUCAAUCUAUAUAUUUGUACUCUACUUGGAUAGUUCCAACAAAAUUGUUGAUAUAAUGUUCUAUAUUUUUUUUUUAUACUUAUACAGAGAUUAUAAUUUUUAUAUUUACAUUUGCCAUAUAUUUUAUGUGAAAGAAGUUACUUACAAUGUAUGUAUUCAAUAAAAUAAAAGGAAAUAA
Formica exsecta is the source of this 3332-nucleotide messenger RNA. Its product is annotated as 3-oxoacyl-[acyl-carrier-protein] reductase FabG-like. The transcript is spliced from 11 exons. Gene Ontology annotation, molecular function: oxidoreductase activity; protein binding. The coding region runs from base 149 to 3058 and encodes 969 amino acids. The record is from RefSeq and is a predicted model, not a curated record. NCBI's taxonomy places the organism in Eukaryota, Metazoa, Arthropoda, Insecta, Hymenoptera, Formicidae.